This is a messenger RNA of Hypomesus transpacificus, 4735 nucleotides long. Its product is annotated as arf-GAP with coiled-coil, ANK repeat and PH domain-containing protein 2-like. Gene Ontology annotation, cellular component: cytoplasm. Gene Ontology annotation, molecular function: protein binding; GTPase activator activity. The record is from RefSeq and is a predicted model, not a curated record. NCBI's taxonomy places the organism in Eukaryota, Metazoa, Chordata, Actinopteri, Osmeriformes, Osmeridae. The transcript has 23 exons. Bases 449 to 2851 code for a protein of 800 amino acids.
UCCACUUGUCAUUCAUGCGUGCGUUCAAAAUGGAUCAGGAAGCGCGUGAUUAUUCGUCGAUUACAGCUGGUAGUAGUGGUUACGUGAAAGAAAAGCUUCUCCUACACUGCACUGACGCGAUGACCUAGCAAGUGAAUCAUUUUCGCUGUUGCAAAUCUACUUAUCUGUCGCAUUUUAGCUUUGAAUGUUUCAUAAGAUUUACGAACGACUGUCCUACGUGUUAAUGAUUAAAUUGUCGCAAAUUUAUAUUAAUAGCUAGCUAGCCAGGCUAGCUGGCGGACACUUGAAGUCGGCUGGAUUGUCCGACUCGGGAUUGUCAAGGAAAAAACCCUGCUACCAGCUAGAUAUCCGGCUAGCCAGCUAGCCUCUUAUCCUGGGAUAUAUUCUAGAGUCUGCUGCUCCCUCCUAAUCCAAGUGUUUUAAACCGCGUUUUUACUCAAUAAGAAAGAUGAAGAUAACGGUGGAAUUCGAGGAAUGUUUAAAGGACUCUCCGAGAUUCAGGGCCACCAUAGAGGAGGUGGAGGGGGAUGUCUGCGAGCUGGAGUCCAAACUCGACAAGCUCGUGAAGCUGUGCAUCGGGAUGAUAGACGCCGGCAAAGCCUACAACACGGCCAACAAGCAGUUUGUCAGCGGCAUCCGCGAGCUGGCCCAGCAGUCCUCCAAAGACGAGGUCGUCGAGUCCAGCCUCACAAAGUUUGCUGAAAGCCUGCAGGAGAUGAUCAACUAUCACACGAUUUUAUUUGACCAGGCCCAGAGAUCGAUCAAGACCCAACUUCUAACGUUUGUUAAAGAGGACCUGCGGAAGUUCAAGGAGGCCAAGAAGCAGUUCGACAAGGUGAGCGAGGAGAAGGAGGCGGCCCUGACCAAGAACGCCCAGGCGCCCCGCAACAAGCAGCACGAGGUGGAGGAGGCCACCAACAUCCUCACCGCCACCCGCAAGUGCUUCCGCCACAUCGUCCUCGACUACGUCCUCCAGAUCAAUGUCCUCCAAUCCAAGAGAAGAUCCGAAAUCCUCAAAUCGAUGCUGUCCUUCAUGUACGCCCACCUGACAUUCUUCCACCAGGGGUACGACCUCUUCAGUGAACUCCAGCCCCUAAUGAAACAGUUGGGAGGACAGUUGGACCAGCUGGUGGUGGACGCAGCCAAAGAGAAGAGAGACAUGGAGCAGAAACACUCCACCAUCCAACAGAAGGACUUCUCGAAUGACGACACCAAGCUGGAGUACAAUGUGGACGCAGACAACGGCAUCGCGAUGGAGGGCUACCUGUUCAAGAGGGCCAGCAACGCUUUCAAAACAUGGAAUAGGCGUUGGUUUUCCAUUCAGAACAAUCAGCUAGUCUACCAGAAGAAGUUCAAGGACAACCCUACGGUGGUGGUGGAGGACCUGAGGCUCUGCACCGUCAAACACUGCGAGGACAUCGAGCGCCGCUUCUGUUUCGAGGUGGUGUCCCCCACCAAGAGCUGCAUGAUGCAGGCCGACUCGGAGAAGCUGAGGCAGGCCUGGAUCAAAGCCGUCCAGAACAGCAUCGCCACCGCCUUCAGGGAGAAGGGAGAGGACGAGCUGGACCGAAAGUCCUCCACCUCCACAGGCAGCCUGGACUCUGGCGGCGAGCCCAAGGAGAAGCCCCUGAAGGGGGAGAGCGCCCUCCAGAGGGUCCUGGCCAUCGCCGGGAACACCUGCUGCUGCGACUGUGGCCAGGCCGACCCUCGCUGGGCCAGCAUCAACCUGGGCAUCACCCUCUGCAUCCAGUGCUCCGGCAUCCACAGGAGUCUCGGGGUCCACUUCUCCAAGGUGCGGUCGCUAACUCUGGACACAUGGGAGCCAGAGCUACUCAAGUUGAUGUGUGAGCUAGGGAACGGAGUGAUCAACCAGAUCUAUGAGGCACGCAGAGAAGAAUUAGGAGCCAGGAAGCCCCAGCCAGGAGACCCAAGGCAGGAGAUCGAGGCCUACAUCAGGGCCAAGUACGUGGACCGCAGGUUCGUGCGCCGGCCGUCCGACGAGGAGCUGCGGACCAAGGUGGUGUCCCUGAGCAAGCAGGAGAAGAGGCUGAGCAGCAGCUCGGAGCACCUGCCCCCGCGGCCGCCGCCGCCCACGCCCAAGCUCCGCCCGGCCUCCAACGUCUCCGGACAGUCAGUAAGAAGUGCUGACAGUGGGAUCCAGAACAGCGCUGAUGGGAGCAGAGAGAUGCUGGCCAACACCCCGUCCACUAACAGCUUAACAGAAGCAGAAGCGGCCGAGCCCCCCCCUAUGGCCAUGCCCUCCACCCUGCCCCCGCCGUCCCCCUGCAAGGAUGUGGUGGUGUUCUACGAGCCCAAGGAGUACUCCCCGGGCCUGCAGCUGUACUGGGCCUCCUGCGCCCGCAGCCUGCCCGACAUGGCCGAGGCCCUGGCCCACGGCGCCGAGGUCAACUGGGUCAACACGGAGCACGACAAGAGGACCCCCCUCAUCAUGGCCGUGCAGGGGGGCUCGUUGGUCACCUGCGAGUUCCUGCUCCAGAACGCCGCCAACGUCAACCAGCAGGACGCCCAGGGCCGAGGGCCCCUGCACCACGCCACCAUCCUGGGCCACACGGGACAAGUAUGUUUAUUCUUGAAAAGAGGAGCCAAUCAGAAUGCGGCAGACAUCGAGGAGAAAACCCCCCUGUCCAUGGCGGUGGAUGCGGCCAAUGCUGACAUAGUCACAUUGCUGCGAUUGGCCAAGAUGAACGAGGAGAUGCGUGAGGCGGAGGGGCCCUACAGCCAAUCAGGAGACGAAACCUACCAAGACAUUUUCCAGGACUUUUCCCACAUGGCGUCAAAUGACCCAGACAAGCUGAACCGUUACCAGCAGUACGACCUACCCAGGCCUUGACACCAGUAGACGGUUCCAGCUCCAACGUUCUGGUUCCGGCCCAUCUGGAAGUUUCUCAAAGCACCCGGAAUUGUUCUGAUCUCCGCUGCAGUAUGGAAGGCCCAGGCCACCACAACCUAAACCUGUCAGUAAUGAAUUCUAUUCAGACUCAUUUCAUAUCAUACGAAGAAAUACAUUUUAGCAACGUGAACUGGAACAAGUCGCAGCAUAUCCCAGUGCUUACGUGAACGGUACAUAAGAACCGUUUAAAGGGUUUGCCAGAUUUUCUUAACCAUUUAGCCGUGAAGCACAGUUGAGUGCACAGACACCUAGAAACAAUAUUUUUAUGGAUGGACUCCCGCCUCCCCCCCCCAGCAAUAAAGUUGGAAAGACAUUCAGUUCUAUUCCAGCGCUAAAAUCACUUUUACCGUCCCAUUUUAUUUUUUGUUUUAUUUUGUUUUUUUUGUACUUAAUGUACUGUACACUCAGUUUAAUGACACAUUUUCACAGAUUUGUCUGUUUAAUGACUUGUGUAGACAGUGUUUGAGGGUCAUCUUCACCGGUCAACCCCUUUUCAUGGGUGUAAGGUAAGUAAGACACUUAUUUGCACCAAUCCUUUUGUCUUAAGUUAUCACUGAUGUUUACCUGUUAUGAAGGUGAAACUUUGAAGUGUGAAUUACUUUACAGUUGGUGUGGAACGCACACAUUGUCAAAAUUGAGAUUUGAUCAUAGUGUGACAAUGUUAAGAAGAAAAAAAAAAACUUUUAUAGAUACUGAUUGUGUGUGUAAAAUGUUCAUAAUUUUAUGAUCAGUUUCUUUCUGAUGCAAGAUUUUGUUGGAAUCAUUAGGUUUCUCGGGAGCAAUAAUAUUUAGCAUUGCCCUUUCAACAUCCCAAAGGCUUGGAACUAGUAAUGAACAAAAGAUCAUCGGAAUAUACAUGUUGGGUCCUCUGUAUGAAGUACAAUUGAUUAGUUGAUCAUUUAGCCCACACACAUUAGAAUGGAGGCUACCCUUAGAUAAUAUGCAACAUAUGGUGCUAGGACAACUCAUUUGACCUUGACCUCCAGACCAUCAAAAUGAACAUAAAAACAUUACCUUGGGUGAACACCUAAUACCUAAUUUUCUGUCUUCAUGUCAAUGACCACACUGAAGUGCUCUUCAGUGCAACAUGGGAUACAGUACAUAUCUUGUACAUUGUAAAGAUGCUUUUGAAUAUGACUCUUGAGAACUUAAUUAUAAAAUUAGUGGUACUUGAAUCAUUAAAUAAGCUUUUGUAAAUGCUGUUCUUUUUAUUAUUGUGUAAUGUUAUCCCAUUUUAUAUCACCCUUCUGUAUACCACUAAAGUAAUGUAUAUUCUCAGUAUACAUUUUAAAGGACUGAUUGCAUGUACUACAAAUCAUGGACUGAAGAUACUUUGCCGAAUAUUGAACCAUUUGUUUGCUUGUUCUUUUGAUUUUAUAAUGCAGUUUAUUACCGCUGUGAAUUACUCUGUCAUUCCGACUUGAAAAGAAAAUUGUAGUGCAAAAUUGAAUAGAAUUUCUGAUCCCCCACCCCCCCCCCCACUACAAAAACUCACCAAACCGUACUUGGGACAGCGCUGCCCGCUUGACUUCAUGGCUUACAUCACCACGGGCUGAAGUUCCACCAUCAUGGAUGUGGGAACACAAACAACAACGUGUCUCUGAGGAUCUCCAGCAGUCCUUAGCAUGAUGUCACCAAAAAGCCUUCCUCCCUCACCACGCAAACAAUGACGGUCUGUUUAUUUCUACUGGUGUGUUGUCGCAUUCUUACGAUGAGAUGCCGUUACCUCAGUGUACACGUCCGUGUUUGUUUGAAAACAUUAUGUUUUGGGACAUUUGACACCAACGCAGAUGACUUACAAAUAAACCAUUUAUCUAGAACUGG